AUGUCUGAACAGGAGGCAAAACCUUCCACGGAAGACGGGGAUAAGAAGGAAAAAGAAUACAUCAAACUCAAAGUCUUUGGACAGGAUAGCAGUGAGAUCCACUUCAAGGUGAAAAUGAAAACACAUCUCAAGAGACUCAGAGAAUCAGACUGUCAGAGACAGGGAGUUCCAACAAAUUCACUCAGGUUUCUCUUUGAAGGUCAGAGAACUGCUGAUACUCACACUCCAGAAGAACUGGGAGCAGAGGAAGAUGUGAUGGAAGCUUAUCAGGACCAAACAGGGUCAUUCAACAGUCUAGAUAUUCUUUUAAUUUUCCCGUAAUCCUUUUUUAUUUCUGAAAAUAGUUCUUUUGGAAUGUGGUGUUAAAAAUGGAAUUGAACGCUGGCACCUCUCUUGCAAGCAUCUGGCAUUUGGAAUCCUAGUGCCCGUUAUUCAUCAGCGUUGUUCUCGUUGUGCGACAUUGGUGAUCAAGCCUCAGCCCCCUUCCUGAUGCCUUCCUCUUCUGCACAGUGACAUGUGCACAGAGAGGUCACCUUGGGACCGACCAGUGCAAGUGUGCACAGUGACGUUCCCAUUGGCCCUGAACUUACAGCUUGUCUGUCAUUGCUUCACUCCUGGACUAAGGUUUUCAGUGGGAGAUGGGAGUUGUUCAGAGAAUUGAACUGUGGGGAAAUGACUUUUCCUUAAUUUAAAUUUUUUUUAACAAAUCCUUUUAUUGGGUGCUCUUAUAGCUCCUAUAACAAUCCGUAUGUCAAUUGUAUCAAGCACCUUUGAUGUCCUUAAUGUUUGAAGCUUUAAAAAUCCGAGAGGCUGGACCAGCAGAAGAGACAUGUCCGAUGUGAGUCCUGGUGACAAAUGGCAGAGUAAUGACUGACUCCAAAGAUGGCCUCACUGAAGAGAGAAAGGGAGCAGUUUAAGAUGAAAACGAAGAUCUUGUCAGAAGAUCCUAGAAAAGCUCCAAAUUUAAUUGGCAGUUAGUAAAGCUGUUCAUGCAGAAGUGUCUUCAGCAGAACACUACUCUUUUCAUUUGUGCUUUGUGGCCUGUGAUUAGGGGCUUUAAGUGGACAUUGUCUGUCCCCGCCUCAUUAAAAACAACAAAAUAUUUGCAAAAGCCAUACUAAUGUUCAUGUUCUUUUUAAUUGCAUGGAAAUACAGAACUAAAAUGCCCACACCAUGAUAUUUUCUUGGCUACUGAUGGAAGUCAUUGUUUGCACAUGGCACAAGGACACUUUUUCGUCAGCUCUGUACGGUGAUAAUAUUAACGACUUGAAAUACUGAAAGUUACUGAUCAGGCUCAAAGAAGGCCACACGAUCUUUUUAAAUGUUAGUGUUCUGUUCUUUAAAAAAACUUGAUGAUACCGUACUGCAAUUGCCCAAACAUGUUGAUAUUUUUAUUGAAAAGAGUACAGCCUUGGCAA
Molecule: messenger RNA, 1418 nt
Organism: Echinops telfairi (small Madagascar hedgehog)
Lineage: Eukaryota; Metazoa; Chordata; Mammalia; Afrosoricida; Tenrecidae
Product: small ubiquitin-related modifier 1-like
Exons: 1
Coding region: 1-321 (106 amino acids)
Biological process (GO): protein sumoylation
Cellular component (GO): nucleus; PML body
Molecular function (GO): ubiquitin-like protein ligase binding; protein tag activity
Source: RefSeq, a predicted model, not a curated record